This is a messenger RNA of Drepanopeziza brunnea f. sp. 'multigermtubi' MB_m1, 975 nucleotides long. RefSeq lists its product as uncharacterized. Gene Ontology annotation, biological process: glycine import into mitochondrion. Gene Ontology annotation, cellular component: mitochondrial inner membrane; mitochondrion. The record is from RefSeq and is a predicted model, not a curated record. Gene Ontology annotation, molecular function: glycine transmembrane transporter activity. NCBI's taxonomy places the organism in Eukaryota, Fungi, Ascomycota, Leotiomycetes, Helotiales, Drepanopezizaceae.
AUGUCCAAUGGCGGCUCAGCCGGGAAAUCGUCAACUUCAUUCCACUUCGCAGCUGGUCUGGGGUCUGGCAUCCUCUCCGCAGUCCUCCUCCAACCAGCCGACCUCCUCAAAACCCGCGUCCAGCAAUCCGGACACACCUCCCUCCUAGCCACCAUCCGCGAGAUCUCAACAUCCCCGAACUCGAUCCGCUCCUUCUGGCGAGGAACGCUUCCCUCUGCUUUACGCACAGGCUUCGGAUCCGCCAUCUACUUCACAAGCCUAAACUCCCUGCGGCAGAAUGUUGCGCGGUCGAAUUUGUUACGGAGCAUAGGAGCAACAGACCAGAAUGUACUCCCGAGCCACUCCUCUGCUCUGCCAAAGCUGUCGAACAUCGCGAACCUUACCACCGGAGCUGUUGCCAGAGCGGGAGCGGGCUUCAUCCUGAUGCCCAUGACUGUCAUCAAAGUCCGGUACGAGUCGAGCUACUACGCCUACAAGUCAAUCGCCGAGGCUAGCAGAGACAUUUUCAAGACGGAGGGCUUGAAAGGGUUCUUCGUGGGCUUGGGGGCAACGGCCAUCAGAGACGCCCCGUACGCUGGCCUCUACAUCCUCUUCUACGAGCAGUCCAAAAAGCAGCUCAGUCUCCUCCUCCACAAAGUGCCGAUAGCAGGCGAGCUCGCACAGGGCAUGAGCGGAUCAACCUCCGCGUCUAUCAACUUCGGGUCGGGCAUAGUGGCUGCGGGGCUUGCAACUGCCCUAACGAACCCCUUCGAUGCGAUCAAGACGCGGAUACAGCUGCAGCCGAGGCAAUACCACAAUAUAGUUCAUGCCGGGCGGAAGAUGAUCCUGCAAGAUGGCUUCAAGAGUCUAUUUGAUGGCUUGGGCCUCAGGAUGGGCCGGAAAGCUGUGAGCUCUGCCCUGGCCUGGACGCUUUAUGAGGAGCUUAUAAGGAGAGCUGAGAUGGCGUUCACGCGUACUGAGACUAGGGCGCUGUAG